Messenger RNA from Brassica oleracea var. oleracea, 2064 nucleotides. RefSeq lists its product as uncharacterized. The transcript has 7 exons. The record is from RefSeq and is a predicted model, not a curated record. NCBI's taxonomy places the organism in Eukaryota, Viridiplantae, Streptophyta, Magnoliopsida, Brassicales, Brassicaceae. Bases 1 to 2064 code for a protein of 687 amino acids.
AUGGCGUCUUUGGAAAUGGUUUCGACAAAGAUGUUCGAAUGUGUCCCGAGUGAUCGAAGCAAGAAAGAAAAGGAUCUCAAAGUUUUAGUCAGAGAUCAAUCCGAUAGUUUUCAUGUCGUUCCGGGGGAUGAUUCUGGAAAUAAACAAGAUGGAAAUGAGGUUCUUGAAUGUUCUUCAAGAACCUCUGUUUCUGAUACAGAGGAAGCUCAACAGAAUAUUUCUUCUCCAGAGACCAAUUCAAAUCCAUUUUAUAAUCUAGUUGAAACAGGGAAUUCGUCAAGAAAUGAGAUCAUCGUGGGAGCUUCUUCUCUGGUUCAGAUUUGGGAAGCUAGGUCGCGACCGUCUAGCCCGACUCGAAAUCAUUUCUUUAUUGAUAGCCUAUUUUUUGAGUCUCUCAAUGAGGAGGCAAGAAACAACAGUGAAGAAGUAGAUUGGUGUUUACAGUCAAACAUAUCAGAUUCUUGUGAGAAGGAGAGAGAAUCAAGAUGUUCACCUCCAUUGGUAAGGAUAAGAGGACGGCAAGCAUUUGAAGAUUUCUUGAUGGUGAUUCUACGUGAAAGGAAAAAGUAUCUCAAAUGGAUCGCUGGUCUCACCGCGGUUUCGAAGUUCUCACCUCGUGGAUGCGAGCGUCUUCAGUAUAUGCUUAGGAUCAGAUCUUUUGAAAGGUGCAUCGCUAUCCAAGAAAGACAUCUGUUUAAAUCAGCAAAACGGUCUUCAAGAGGGUCUGGUGUGAUGAAUAAUCUCAGGUACAAGAAAAAUACCGGGCAGCCGAAAAUUGCCAAUGAAGCUGUAUUGAGUGAAGAUACAAGCAACAAGAAUGGGUUAAAGAAACAUGAAAUUGAGAGGAAAUCUACAGAAGAAGGAGAAGGGUCAGGAGAGACUACAGAGAAAGGUAUUGUAAUGGGAAGUGUAGAAACAAACAAUACAUUGAGUAUCACGGAGAAAGUGAACCUGUGGGACUCUAAGGAGAGAAGCAAUAUGAGAAUAACUAUGGGGAAAGCUAAAAAAGAGGGAAAAGCUGCAAGAAGCGGUAUUGAUGUGGAGGUCACAGAGGUAAUCAAUAUAGAGACUGAUGGAUAUAGAGUCAAUCCUCAAGACGUUACAUCAAUGAUUAGUUUGGAGAAAAGGAAGGAAGAAGAAAACGCGAGCAGCGUAUCUAGAGAGAGCCAUACUGAUGAAAUGUUUUCAAAAGACGUUGAAGAAACGUCGAAAGACAAGAAGCAAGAAGCAUCAGAAACAUUGUGUCCAAUCCUUGAAUCACCAAGAUUUCUAAAUGGUUGGGUUGAAAAUGACAUGGAAGGUGAAGAUGAAUAUAAAGAUUACAGUGGAGAUAGUGUGAACUAUGAUUGGGUUAGCCACAUAUCGCGACCACGGAGUUAUUGGGACGAUCUAAGGAAGGAAAGGGAGCUGGAGAUUAUCAAGAGGCAUUCAAAGAAUGAUGAUAUUUUUCAGAAAUUGAUCAAGGAAAAGACGGUUUUUAGCUUCCUGACAAGCGACUUCCGGAAAGAGAUUGAAAAAAUUCUUAUCUCACGGCCACAAAAAGGGUUAGAAGUAAAAGGCAAUCAUGUGGAUGGAGAAGCUAGUGAGGAGUGCUCGGCAGAAUACCAAGAGAAACUAAAAGAAAAGGAAACAGAGAGUGUGGAUCUUGAAAGUGUAAUUGUAUGUGAUGGUUUCAGCCAAGACUCAGCUAAAAGUACGAUGAAAACGUGGAUCUUCGAAGAUCAUGAACCCUACCUUAAGGAUCAUGAGAAUACCUCCUCUGAGACACAGAUGAUAUGUGGUCUCAUGGAAGAAGUUAAAAAGAUGCAAAGAGAAAUGGUAGAACUAAAAGGCUUUGUCAAAUCUUGCGUCUAUUUCCAGAAAUUCAAAUCAGCUUCAGUUUCAGAUUCUUUGCAAGGAAACUGUUCUGUCUGCUUCGAGAAGCCUAUAGACUCGCUUCUAUAUAGGUGUGGACAUAUGUGCACGUGUCUGAAAUGUGGCCAUGAGCUUCUUUGGAGUACCAAGAAAUGUCCGAUAUGUAUGGCUCCAAUUAUAGAUGUUGUCAGAGCAUUUCUUGAUUCUUAG